Molecule: messenger RNA, 1525 nt
Organism: Cucurbita pepo subsp. pepo (vegetable marrow)
Lineage: Eukaryota; Viridiplantae; Streptophyta; Magnoliopsida; Cucurbitales; Cucurbitaceae
Source: RefSeq, a predicted model, not a curated record
AUGGUUCGUAUUGUUAAUGUCUUUUGAGUCUGUGCAAUAAUUUACACCCCAAUUACUCAUGGCUUCGAGCUUAAUGCAUCUUGAAUUCACUUCUCCAAAUUUAUUCUCAACCUUCUUGUUCUUUCUCUGUUUAACCAAGAUUUUGUUCUGUGAAUCACUUGGAUUUUAAAGCUACCAUCAUAACUUUUUGUACAGAGCUGAAAUUUUGUCCAGGUUUCCAUGGAUUAUGCAUGCAGUUUGCUAAAUGGAUCAUAGGUCACAGGAAUACAUAGUGAUAUUUUCUAAGGCGCUGGGCAUUUAAACGAACUAGAUCAGGAUUGGGAUAAUUAAGCAUGAUUGGAAAUUCUUUUGUUUGCUGAAUGUAUAUCAAAUGCUUCCUGACUUGUUGCAUAGCUUCUCUAAAAGGAAAGGAUGAUAGUCUGUUAAAGCCAAAGAAGGGAAGGAAAGUCCAGUUCGAUGCUCAAGGAUCAGUUGAUGCGCAGAUUAAUUUUUCAAUGAAAUACAGUGGCAAAAAUGGUGACUUGGGUAAAGGAGGAAAAGGCGGAAGUGGUGCGAAGGAACCCCAGCCACUAGAAUUGAAGAUUGAGCAAGAACUUCCCAAGAAUGUUAAAUGCCAAUGCCUUAUGGACUGUGAGGCUGCACAAAUUUUACAGGGAAUCCAAGAUCAGAUGGUUCUUCUAUCGGCAGAUCCAACCAUAAAAAUCCCAACAUCAUUUGAUAGGGGGUUGCAGUAUGCCAAAAGAGCCAACCACUACGUAAAUACCGAGUCAGUUAGACCAGUUCUCGAAACCCUCAAGAAAUAUGGCGUAAUGGACAGUGAGAUGUGUGUGCUUGCUAAUGUCUGCCCAGACACUACUGAUGAAGUUUUUUCUCUUCUUCCAUCCUUGAAGAGCAAAAGAAGCAAGCUGAGUGAAGCUCUCAACAGUGUCUUGAGCGAGCUAGCCAAGGUAAAAUCAUCCUGAAGUCAUAUAAGAUCGAUUACUUGUCCGGUUGACUUCUCCCCUUCGGGGAGGCAAGCAUUAGCCCAUUGGAAUAUUUUGUUCUUAAAGAUCUGUAUUUGCCGUAGUGUAGAAAUGUGGGUUACUUUGCUAUGAAUGCCUCUCUCAUCUGAAUCAACUCUGAUGGACUGAAAAUCAAACUAGAAAACCUCUAUUAGUUUGAAUGUAAAGUGGGGAUGUUAAGGGAGUAAUUUCUACCGGAUGCUACUCAUGUUGGGCUGUUCAUUUAUAUUGCUAAUAUACUACGAUACGGCAAGGCAAUGUUUGGCAACGAAAGGAACUGGUUGAGGCCCCUAACUCUUUACCACAGAGGAUAUGCAAGUUUGGGUCUAAUUUUGGUUCAAAAUAUCUAUAGGAAGGGGGUGUCUGUCACAUAAAUUUUAGCCAUUGUUAUUAUUUGAACCUUUGAUUUCUUGGUUCUUUGGUUCUUGGUCGAGAGGACAUCUUUAAAUUAGUUGAAUUGUACUGAAGUUGGUUGUGUAGAGUUUAGUCAUGAAAUACGAGCUGAGAGACCAUAUUGAACUUCA